AUGAAUCCGACAAAUCCCAACUCGCUUCCAAUCGGGAUCCUGUCUCCGCAAGAAAUCCUCGUGUUGUUGGAACAACAACUACAGUAAGUUUCAUUGCAUCAUUAGUGUGAACCUAUUUUACUUUUUUUCAGACCUGAUUUCUUACAAGCUUGGAUUCAGACUCAGAUGAUGCUACCUACCACAUACCCUCACUUGACUCUUCCUGCUUCGCUUGAAACAAUCAACACAUCGGAAAACGUGAGCAACAGUGAAGGGCGAGACUCGGGCAAUGGUACCCUGACUCCUCACGAAUCGAAUCCUUCUCGGUGAGUGUUCAUCAGUUUUGCACAGAAAACUAUAGUGAACUUACAGGCCAACCAGUGCCGCAGCGCUUCUGCAAACUCUUGCCACAUCAGUAGUUCCACCCUAUGCCUUGAUAAACGAGAUUCCAAGCCACGAAUCUCCGUCUGAUUUCUUGGAGUCCGGCUCGCCUGUACAUGAAUGUAUUGUUUGUGGACUGCCAUCGAAAGGUUUCAACUACGGAGUUCGCAGCUGUGAUGGAUGCAAGUCUUUCUUUUCACGGUGUCUGGAGAAACCGGUCAAUAAAGAGUGCAUGCGAGGAGUCGAGUGCAUUGUAAGUGACGCAAUGCGUGAGCUCAUACAUUUAUAACACAAAAUGUUUUUAGAUCUACGAAAAAAACUCCACGGCCACGAGAUUCCAAAAAAGAUGCCAAGCCUGUCGUUACAGAAGAUGUAUCGAUAUGGGAAUGAGAAGGGAACGAACUAAAAACAAAGUGACCGGAAAAAUGGUCACCAUCGUAGCGCGAGAACAGGAACGCACGUAUGUUUUAAUCUGAUGUCGUCCUAGUUCAUUAUCUUGCUUACAGAAGUGUUCCCCCAACCAUGCUGACGCAGGGCCAGAUAUCUCAGAUGACUCAGAAGUCACUUGACCCUUUUGUUAAAAUGGCGUCUUCCAAUGGAAGUGAAUUGAGUGAUUCUGAAACUGACACACUGGAUCCCCGUGAACCGAAUUCUUCUCGGUUAGUGUUCCCUUGUUUUUUACAUACAACUAUAACCCAUUCACAGCCUGACGAGCGCAGAACUGCUCCCGCACACCAGUGACCUUUCGAUGACAUCCGUCACUUCUCUAUCUACAUUGGUCGACGCGAGUGCAAGAGGCGCACUGAUAUCUCCGAGUUUUCCGAAGAACAAUCUGCUCGGCACAAAUUGCGUUGUAUGUAACGAACCAGAAUCUCGUGCUCACUGGGGGGCACGGACGUGUAGUGCUUGCGGAUCCUUCUUCCGGCGUUGCGUUGAAAACAAUUUCAAUAAAGUGCUUACGAAAAAACAUAAAUGCGGCGUAAGUGUAAUCCGUAAUUUUAUCACUAAUCAACACCAGAUAUUUUCAGGUCUUCAACGGAAUUAUGUCGGGGUACAAGAAUCCCCUAAGAGAGUGCGAGCCGUGUCGAUUCCAAAAAUGUCUGGACGUCGGAAUGCGAGAUGGACGCGUCUUGAAACCGAAACCUGCGUCUGGAAUCACUGAAAUCGUUCCUGAUCAGUGA
Caenorhabditis sp. 36 PRJEB53466 is the source of this 1541-nucleotide messenger RNA. The record is from the annotation of a GenBank genome assembly. NCBI's taxonomy places the organism in Eukaryota, Metazoa, Nematoda, Chromadorea, Rhabditida, Rhabditidae.